GAUUUAGGAGGAACUCUAGGACCUCAGAUUUAGGAGGUCCCUAAAGCUAGCCUCCAGCCCCUCCUCCCCCUCCUCCUCCUCGUGGAGCUUGUUCCCCUCGCAGUCUCAGCUAAGACCCGGAGAGGUGGAAUUUCGAUUUGAAACUCCCUAGCCAGGGCCGGAGCUGGGCAUGCUCAGUGCCUCGGUGUGUCUCGGCUGCUGCUAGCUGCACAGGCAGCAGAGGCGCUGCCUGGCUCGGAGGCUGGCACUAGAGUCCACCCCACUGUCACCACCGGCUGCGGGCUUCCAGAAGGCCAAACUCUCACCUCUUCUGAGCGUCUUGCCCCCAUCAGCCUCGAGUCCCCAUCUCCCGCAGCAUCCUACUCUCGUAUCUCCCCAUCCCUUGCGGAGAGGAAGCAGGUGCUCGGUUCUGUAGGCACGCCACAGACUGCUCUGUGUACCCCAGCGGAGGACCCUGUCAUCGGAUGCCCGGGAUCAAAGGACUCUUGGCAGUGGUUCUCUCAAAUAGCACUUAGCCUAGAGUGGGGUUGCGGCGGAGUUUCUCCUCUGACCCUCAAUGCACACACUAUGAGGAGAGCGGUCGGCUUCCCUGCGCUGUGCCUGCUUCUUAAUCUUCAUGCUGCAGGUUGUUUUUCCAGAAACAAUGAUCACUUUUUGGCUAUUCGUCAAAAGAAGAGUUGGAAGCCGGUGUUCAUUUAUGACCAUUCACAGGAUAUCAAGAAGAGCCUGGACAUCGCACAAGAGGCAUACAAACAUAACUACCACUCCCCUUCCGAAGUUCAAAUAAGCAAACAUCACCAGAUUAUUAAUUCAGCAUUUCCUAGACCUGCAUAUGACCCGUCUCUUAAUCUGUUGGCUGAGUCUGAUCAAGAUCUUGAAAUAGAAAAUCUCCCAAUUCCAGCAGCAAAUGUGAUUGUGGUGACACUGCAAAUGGAUAUAACCAAGCUGAACAUAACCCUGCUUCGGAUCUUCCGCCAAGGAGUAGCUGCAGCCCUGGGACUCUUACCUCAGCAAGUGCACAUUAACCGGCUCAUUGAAAAGAAGAACCAGGUUGAGUUGUUUGUGUCUCCCGGAAACCGGAAACCAGGAGAAACGCAGGCCCUGCAGGCUGAGGAAGUGCUGCGUUCCCUCAAUGUGGAUGGUUUGCAUCAGAGUUUACCACAGUUUGGAAUUACAGACGUCGCCCCUGAGAUUAUUUACAGGUUAAAAGAAAGGCUUCAGCUUUCCUUAAGACAAGAUAAAGAGAAAAACCAGGAGAUCCACCUAUCACCCAUUGCACGGCAGCAAGCACAAUCGGAGGCCAAGACGACCCACAGCAUGGUCCAGCCCGAUCAGGCGCCAAAGGUGCUGAACGUGGUUGUGGACCCUCAAGGCCAAUGCACUCCUGAGAUUCGAAACAGCACCUCCACCUCUGUCUGCCCUUCUCCCUUCAGAAUGAAGCCCAUAGGACUCCAGGAGCGACGAGGUUCCAAUGUAUCUCUUACGCUGGACAUGAGUAGCCUGGGCAGUGUGGAACCCUUUGUGGCCGUCUCAACCCCCCGGGAGAAGGUAGCCAUGGAAUACCUGCAGUCAGCCAGCCGAGUUCUCACACGGUCACAGCUGAGGGACGUCGUGGCAAGUUCCCACCUACUUCAAAGUGAAUUCAUGGAAAUACCAAUGAAUUUUGUGGAUCCCAAAGAAAUUGAUAUUCCACGUCACGGAACUAAAAAUCGUUAUAAGACCAUUUUGCCAAAUCCCCUCAGCAGAGUGUGCUUAAGACCAAAAAAUAUAACCGAUUCCUUGAGUACUUACAUAAAUGCUAACUAUAUUCGGGGCUACAGUGGUAAGGAGAAAGCCUUCAUUGCCACCCAGGGCCCCAUGAUCAACACUGUGAAUGACUUCUGGCAGAUGGUGUGGCAAGAAGACAGUCCCGUGAUUGUGAUGAUCACGAAACUCAAAGAGAAAAAUGAGAAAUGUGUGCUCUACUGGCCAGAAAAGAGAGGGAUUUACGGCAAGGUUGAGGUUCUGGUCACCGGUGUGACCGAAUGUGAUAACUACACCAUCCGCAACCUCGUCUUAAAGCAAGGAAGUCACACCCAACAUGUGAAGCACUACUGGUACACUUCAUGGCCGGAUCAUAAGACUCCAGACAGUGCCCAGCCCCUUCUGCAGCUCAUGUUGGAUGUGGAAGAAGACAGACUGGCCUCUGAAGGCCGAGGGCCUGUGGUUGUCCACUGCAGUGCGGGGAUUGGGAGAACUGGGUGUUUCAUCGCUACAUCCAUUGGCUGUCAACAAUUGAAAGAAGAAGGAGUUGUAGACGCACUAAGUAUUGUCUGCCAGCUUCGUGUAGACAGGGGUGGUAUGGUCCAAACCAGCGAGCAGUAUGAAUUUGUGCACCAUGCUCUGUGCCUGUUCGAGAGCAGACUUUCACCAGAAACUGUCGAGUGACUCCGAAGAUUUACCAGAGUGUCAAUCUCUCACCGGGUGAUUCAUCAAAUUACCUACCAAGAGCUCCAAGAGGGGCUCCCUGCAAUGGACGAGGAGGCUCUAAAGCCAGCCUAAGGCACUGAUUGUGGAAGAUCUGGCAACAUGAAAGAUUGCCAGCCUUUGUGUAUAGGACUGCGUUCGUAGGCAUCCCCCCAGUUAUUCUGAAGGUCCUGUGCUGAUGGAGGCAUGACAGUCCUCUCGCAGCCUGAGGAGGGUUUUGUUCUGUCUGUGUCGCCUCUCCGCCGCACAGAAUCGAUGUGUGUGAUAUUCAGAGACUGGAGGAGCUGCUGACAUUAUCCUGUGUUUAGAUGCUUUAAUGUUCAUAAAGCCUGUCUUGUGACUGGACUGUCAGCUGUCCAACUGUCCCUGUUGUAAGUGCUAUUAACUAUCUCAGUUACCAGAAUCUUGCUGCUCAAGUUUCGAGUGAUCGACAAUGGAUUUUUAACCAAGACAUUUUUGUUUUUGGAAAAAAAAAAAAAAUCAAAUGCAGUGACUAUUUUAUAUGGACAUGUGUCUUGAUUAUAUCUAUUAAGUGUGCAUUUAUAGUAUCUCCUAUGGAUCAAUUACAGAGCACAAUGACUGUCGUUGGAUAUAUAUGUAUAUGUAUAUGUAUAUUAUAUGUAUAUGUACACAUAUAUAUUCUAUUAUUAGGCAUACAAGUGGCUCCUGUUCCACAAUACUAACUACUAUAUUUCUACAUUGUGACUUGUUUUACUUUAAAAGGGGAUAAACAAAUUUAUAGCAACUAUAAAGUAUCAAUAAUUUUAAAUACUCAUCUCUCUUUUACUAAGAAGGGAUUUUUAAAUAUGGUGUCUACCUGGUAUCUCUCUCCCAAUAAGAAGCAGGUGCCUUUGGGGAAUGCUCCAACCUGUUUCAUCCCCAAAAGUUUUUCCGAGGACACUGUCAUGCACGACCUCACAUUUCUAAAAGACCUCCUUCCUCAAGAGACAAAUGAAGGCAAAAUAAUCACACUCAGCAAACAGGAGAUGUUCUGCUCAGAUAUGAAUUUUCAAUGCAGCAAAGCUGACUUUCUUUCGUACUCCCAAUAAAUGACUCUUAACAGUAAA
This is a messenger RNA of Mus musculus (house mouse), 3533 nucleotides long. RefSeq names its product protein tyrosine phosphatase receptor type R (gene Ptprr). The record is from RefSeq and is a predicted model, not a curated record. Gene Ontology annotation, biological process: ERBB2 signaling pathway; negative regulation of ERK1 and ERK2 cascade; negative regulation of epithelial cell migration. Gene Ontology annotation, cellular component: cytosol; cytoplasm; plasma membrane. Bases 568 to 2427 code for a protein of 619 amino acids. Lineage: Eukaryota; Metazoa; Chordata; Mammalia; Rodentia; Muridae. Gene Ontology annotation, molecular function: protein tyrosine phosphatase activity. The transcript is spliced from 13 exons.